Ctenopharyngodon idella (grass carp) is the source of this 4029-nucleotide messenger RNA. RefSeq lists its product as uncharacterized. The transcript is spliced from 6 exons. Gene Ontology annotation, cellular component: nucleus. The record is from RefSeq and is a predicted model, not a curated record. Lineage: Eukaryota; Metazoa; Chordata; Actinopteri; Cypriniformes; Xenocyprididae. Gene Ontology annotation, biological process: regulation of transcription by RNA polymerase II. The coding region runs from base 202 to 2328 and encodes 708 amino acids.
UCGUAUUCCGGUCGCCAUGUUUAGCCGGAUUCACUCAGUUAAAUAGAAGAACUGCCUUGUCCUGCUUUCGUCAGUAGUUUUACUCUUUUAUAUAAUUAGUCCAUGUGUGUUUUCAGACCAAGUUAAUUUUUUAAAAUACCCGUGCCUUUGAUAACAUGUUCAGUAACUCUGGGUAGUAAAAGAACACUUUCAUUCUGUGUUAUGGACCCUCUCAAUCAUGUGGAUGUCAUGCACCUUCAGGAGUCUCGUUCCUCGGCUCUGGAUCUGUCUGUGGGUUGUAGGCAGGGCCCAUUAAACUCCAUGGAGGCUUUGGAUUUGGUGAAGAAGCCCAGCUGGUGUGGCAUUACCUCAGGGAGCAAGAGCGCUAAUAUGUCCGAGUCUCGGUCCGGUAGGUACAUCACUCGGCCUAGCAAACAGAAUCCACCUGAUCACCCAGAACCAGGAUCAAAGCAUCAUGGGUCAAGGGUUUGCGGGACAUCAUCCCAUGGCUCCUACUCUAUGCCCUUACCCCUGAUCAAUGGGUUGCCGUCCGUGGCUCAGAUACUGUCUCAGUGCCCACCAACAGACCAAGUGUUUGUGGAUGAUGCUGAGUACCAUGUGGAAAUGGACGAAGCGUUGACGCAAGCCAAGAGAUGCCGCAAGAAAGCCGACUGCGUGUUAGAAAACAGCACACUAGGAGGUAGGAUAGCACACAGUGUAUUAGAUACACAUCCACAAGACAUUUUGACCAGUUGUGGUGAAACAUAUUUGAGUGACACACUGUCAGGCAUGUCACAAAUUAAGGGCUCAUCACGUUUACCUCAGGACGGCAACGCUGCCGCAUACACACUACGUUCCACCAGCUCAGCGGUUGAGCAGACUGCCAUUGAAACUCUCGCGUCCGAAUGUACUGGCGCUGAAAAAACAUCUCCAUGCUCCGCUGAAUACAUCUCCAGUGACGAUGACAGUGACAUCAUUGAGGUGCCAGUAAGCAACUCCAGAUGCAAGACGCCUCCAAACUGGCGCUCCCGAACUGAAAGUGUUAUUGUUAACGACACAAGCCAUGGAAGACAAAGAACUUUCUCCACGAAGCAAGAAGUUGACUGUGAUUAUCAAAUAGACUGCUCUCCUAAAAAUGUGAACGUCUACGCAAUGGAUGAACCUAUUUUUGAAGACCGUGACGGUAGGACUGGCACCGAAUCCAAAUCGCUGCUGUCGUGGAUGGAGUCGGUCUUGAUACCCAUAUCCCCGCAGGACAGCGAUCGAGACAUGGAUGCUGCUUUUCCCCAAAACUGCCCAUCUACCUCAGAUGCAGAAAACGUGAGCGUCUUGACGUCUCCGGAGAUUGGGGUGUCAUCUUCGACGCCAAGCCAUUCGCGGAAGACUCCGGCCUCAAAGAGUAGGAAGCGAACAAAACCAAGGCCCAAACCGAAACCCAAACCCAGAGCCAAACCGAAGAAACCAGCUAAGCAGGUGAGGGCAUCACCAGGCGGCAAAUCAGCAGCGAGUAUAGCUAAGAGAAGACGCAGAAAACCUCGGACGUCUGGAGCUUCAUCCAUGUUUUUGCCUAAAGAGCCGGAGAUCAAACUCAAAUAUGCAAACCACAAAGAAGAGAAGAAAGACGCCAGGCUGGACGGCUUCGCCCCCUACAUUCACAUGGAGUUCUCAUCCUGCACAAUCGUCAAUUUUAGGGAAGAGGACGAUUAUUCAACAAGGAAAGGAUCACAGCAGGCAGUCUCGGGUGUCAUCCCGAAAACUUCCUGUUUGCAACUGGGCCGUGUUGGCUCCGAUGCCAGGUUUCAGGUCAGGCAUUUCUGCUGCUUGUGCGGGAGGGCUGGCAAUACUGAAGGCCUCGGGGACUUGCAUGGACCGUACUACUCCAACGGAGCUCAGUCCGUCUGUAAGGCCGACAGCAGUCCCGCUGCACAGAAGCAAGACCCCGACUGCAGCGAUUUGGACUCUGUUUACAGUUUAGAGGAUGGUGCGUCCCAGUCCAUCAAACGGCAAAGGAAGGAGAACUGCUCGGAGAACGCGGAGGAGUCUGGUGUCUGUAGUGAGCACUGGAUACAUGAGGACUGCAGCAUUUGGACCGCAGGCAUCUUUUUGGUUAAAGGGAAACUCUACGGAUUGGAGGAAGCCAUCCGGCUUGCACAAGGAACAGUGUGUUCGCACUGUCACAUGAUUGGUGCCACUUUGGGAUGUUUCUUCAAAGAUUGCCCCAAUAAGUACCACUUCCCCUGUGCCCUGCAGUCAGACAGUGCGCUCAAUGAGGAGAACUUCACAAUGAGAUGCCCGAAGCACAAGAAUAAAACAUCCAGAUUGAGCGUUAGCAGGCUGAAGAACAGAUGACAUUUGGGAGGUGUUGAAAUGUCUUGGAAGAAUGGCAGCACAACUGAAAGGUUUGUUUGAGCUGCGCCCUCUACUGUACAGGCAUGAAUUUGCGUUAUCUUCAGCCUGAGGCUUAUUCAUUUCACUUUUGGUUUUAAAGGGUCUUUGAUUUUUGUUUUGUUUUUGUUAUUAAAAAACAAACAAACAAGAAAGCCCUGCUCAGGUGAGAAAAAGUAAUGUAAUAUUACUUUCCAUAAAAAGUAACUAAGUAACACAAUUAGUUACUUUUUAGGGAAUAACGCAAUAUUGUAAAGCAUUACUUUUAAAAGUAACUUUCCCCAAUACUGCAUAUGAGCCACUUAUCAUAUGACAAACUCUUCUUUUGGUGACAUUUGCAUUAUUCAGCAUGAAAGAAAUAUUAACUUGUUUGAGUUAUCAUUAAUCUAAGGCUAUACACAACGAUAUACUUUUCCUUUGUGUUUUUUUGCGUUCCCCGUUCGAUCCCCGUUCACACAGACUAAAAACACUGUAUUAUUCAUGUCAGGCCAGCAGUUGGCAUUGCCACUUUGUAAACUAUUGUACUUUGUAACACUUUGUCUAUCUAUUGACUAAACACGUAAUACGCAUGCGCAUGACAUUACCGUUUUCACAGAUUUGUGUUUUUGUAUAACUGUAUAGUUAUAUAACUGUAACAUUUUCAGGCCCCCAAAACGCUGUUGUCGUAUAAACGAACAGCCAAAACGCAUGAAAAAUGUUCUGAUUUUAGUUGAAAAUGGUGUUUUAUGGUAUAAUGAUCAUUUGUUUUUCUUUGAUCUUCCUCCGCAGGUAGACUUCAACAGACAUUCGGUAAUCUGUCUGCGGAGUGGAUCCCUGAAGUGUUUACAGAUUGUUCCAUUUGAUUUUGUACUUCACGUGUUUGAGUGUUUACAUGUACUCUGAGGCAGCUGAAUGUCCGGGAUUGGAUGUGCUGUAUCUGCGCUGCAGACGGCCGCUGCCUUUUUGCCUGUCGCUUGAGUUGAAUGGUACCCUGGACAAUGCUGGAUGAUUUUCAUAGCAUUCCUCUGCUUUCUGAAUUCAUCCUCUGCAGACUUUACAACAUGAAUGACAUCUUCAUUUCACCGAAGUUUACUCAAGGCCAAAUAUCUCCCUCUGCUUCAGACUGAAUCCUGUAAAAGCCCUUUGCAAUGUUAUGGCAAGUUAAUAAUGAGAGCCCCGUUUCAUUUUAAGUUUCAGUACGAGUGCACUGAGCAGAAGUGCUUUUUAUUUUUUUAUUUUUUUUCAUUCUUAUACAAAUUCCAGCAUCUCAUUGUUUAUUAAAUAUGUAACAUGAACUGACCAUUCUUUAACAGUGAUGUCUGUAUCACAUAAAACUGAAAUGCUGAACGAACUAGUCUCCUCCAGUGGUACCGUAUGCACUAGUAUGUGAACAUAUUUAUUUCUAUUUAUGUUUAAUGCAUAUGUGUAUAUUUAUUUGCCAAUGAACAGCCUCCUUUAAAAAGACAGAGUGUGUUUUAGCACCUUGUAUAAAUGCAGUAAAGGAACAUUAUAAUUUGAUGUUGGUAACAGUUACAGGGUGCUUUAAAUAUGAAUCUGAGUUUUCAUUUGAAAUUGUUGCCUGGGAAUCAAGGGGUCACGGCGUCUGUAGGAUUUUCCAUUUCACCUGAUGCCUUGUGAUGUCUCGAGUUAUGUUUCAAUAAAUGUUUUUAUGUUCUACAUUCCUAA